AUGGAGAUUCAUAAAUCUAAAAAGAGAGAAGAUCUAAAUAAAGUGAUUUUAGAGGUUUGUCAGCCCACUGAAAUUGCAGAAACAGAUACAGCACAACAAGAAGACUUGACUUUAACUUCUGCAAUAACUACCAAGUCUGAGGUGGUGACUCCUAGCGGUUCAGUAUGUAAAGUGCGAUUUUCAGAUUCUACUGAACACCAUGUAAUUGAGUAUACGGUUUCUGAAGAAUCAGAUUUCCAGGAAGAGAAAGAUGAAAGGGAACAAAAAGAAGAAAAGAAGCAAAUACCUAAUUAUCUGAGGAAAAAUUUUGAGAACCGUAUUCCAUAUGACCCAACAGUACCAAAGGAUGACAAUGCUAUAAGACAUAUUUUAAGACUAAGAGAGAAGCUGAAUUGGAAAACUGAAUUAACAGCACGUGGAUUUGAAGUAAAAAAAACUAAAGAGAUACAUCUGAAGACUCCAUUUAUGGAAUCAGUACAUAUUAAAGAUGAUGGAGAAUAUGUAUAUGGACUUCUCAGAAACAGAAACAAUUGCCAAGCUCUUUAUAACCCAUAUGAUAUUCAAGUGGUUUCUACAAAUGAAGCUAGAAGCUGCCAAGUUUUUUGGGUUAUUACAGCGUCAUUUGUCUCAAAGGUUACUCGAGUAGGUAAGACAGAAGAAGUAGAAAUGACACCUGUCUUGGAAUGGCUUGUGGAAAGAAAUCACUUCAUAGCAUUUCGUAAAAUUUCUUUCUUUUCCAAAUUCCGAAUAAGAAAAUCAUUUAUCACCUGGAAAAACAAUGUUCAAAGAAGUAAAACAGACAAGAGCAAAUUGAUAUUGUACAAGCAACUUUUUUGGGCUGAUAAAUUAUUUCAAAGAUGUUUGCUUCAAGUACGGAACCUUUGUGAAAAUGCAAGUGACCUCAAAAAAGGCAAAUUCUUUGAGGAUAAUCCCUCUUCAAUCCUUCUGGUUAAACUGGACCGAUACCAGACAUACUCUUUAGAUGAGUUUUGUGAGGAGCAGUUACAACAGACUGCCCAAGCACUAAAACAGCUGGAAGAACUUAAGGAGAAAAUCAUUUCAGUGAUUAAAAGUACAUUUUUACAGGUUGCAGAAAGGAAGGGAAUAAAAAGUUGUUUUGAGCAUGAACCACUUGAAAACAAGCUAGAACAUCUUAAGGCACCUGUGCAUCGUCGUAUGAUAGAAAAAUUUUCAAGAUUUCUUAAAUUAGUUGACCACAUGUUCCAAGAACUGAUCCGACAGCUGGUGCAGACUGCAAUCAAACUAUUUUUGGAUUUACUUAUUAAAUCUAGCAAAGUGGGAUGUUCAGAAGAAAAAAAGAACAAAGACCUCAUAAAGGCAACGAAGGACACCAUAUUGUUUAAAGUGCCAGAAGUUACAGAUGAUAAGAAAGAAAAUUGUGAUUCAUUAACUGAUAUCAAAGUUUCACUAGAUGAUAUUACAAAGAUGUCUAAGAAUCUCAGUUUGAAAAAAGAAUCAAGGAGGCAAAAUGAGGCAGUAUUUGAAGUACAUAUACAUUUGAAAGUUCCUCGAAAAACUUUUUAUACAGAGGAUGGUUCAUUUGAGAGUGCUCCAGAUUCCCUAUUUGAGCGUGACAGUUUUCAACGCAAACUUUCAGAACCUUUGGAUGAAAUGAAACUAGAUAAUCCAUUCGAUGUUUCCAUCAAAACAUUAGAUGCACUAUUUUCCAGAAUUCCCAGAAGAAAACCUAAAUUACGAUCUAACAUUGAAGAAAAACUUUCUGAAGAAAAAUCUUCAGUGGACCAAGAAGACGACUAUGUAACGAAAUACAUAGAAGUUCCAGAAUUCCAUGCAAAUCUCUUCCUAACUCCCAACAGAUUGGAAUUUUCCAAGAAAAUUCAGGAAGUGAUAAAUAAUUUUGAAAAAUCUCUAACUCAUUUUAUUCCUUUCAGUCAAGAUCAGCGCCUGUUUAUCUUUUUCUUUGAUCCUAUGACUAUGCAAGUGCCUAGUGAACAAGAAUUGGAGAGACAGAAAAUGCUGACAAAAUGGCCAGAUUACUCUGUCCUGUUUGAAAUGGAUCCUGCCUACCAAAGCAAUAUUGUGAACCUUCUGACCAUUGUUGGUAAUUCAAUGGCACGAGUUGAAUGUUAUAGCCACCAAUUUCUUCAAUUUUGUACCAUGGUAGAACAAGCGAAGGCAAUGGCAUAUAAAAUAUCAAGACUACAAGAACAAUUAACCUCAAGUGAUUUUAAAGAUAUCUUGGACGUAUACACAGACUAUUUUAGAGAUGUUGUUUAUAUGGCUGUUGAAAAACGUAUUAAUAUUAUCAAGGUUGUAAGUCUUGAAUAUCAGUCAAGUUGCUUACCCUAUAUUGAAAAUGUCAUUAAAAUGAGCCAUACAUUGCUGGAGUCCAUGAUUCAAGAAAAGAAUACAAGCCUCUUUGCAGUUAUCCAGUCAUCGCUGUUAAAGCUUGACAGUGAACUCACAGGUGUGGAAGAAUUCAUGGAACACUUGAUUUUCUUAGAUUAUAUUUCUUCAAAAAUGCCUUCACUAGAUAGAGAAUAUUAUAUUGUCUCCCAAAUGUAUUCAAUCACGAAACACUACAAUGUCAAUAUUUCACCAGAGCAAGUUGCACUGCUUCAGGUCCUUCUUUUCAAAUAUAAUCAACUUAAAUCAGCUUUUAAAUUUCAUGAAGCAAAUAAGGAUAACGCUUUUAUUAAAUUUAAGUCAAAUUUGGAUGAGUAUGUGCUCACUCUGCAAAAUGAAGUUAGAGACCUGAGGGGCAAGGUAAGAAACCCUGUUCUUACACAUCCCGCUACUAGGCCAGUAACUGCCUUGGAAAUUAUUGAGACCCUCUCAAAAGAAGCUUCGGUUCUAUCCAACAAAGCUCAGACUUAUUCAAAUUAUCAAGAUCGUUUUGAGAGUUCUACUGCAAUGAAAACUGUAGCUUUAGAGCGGAAUAUUGCACACACUGUGAUGUCAGAGAUCUCAGAAAUUGAAUGUGACUUAACUUUGAGGAAAAUAUUAUGGGAAACGCAAGUGGAAUGGGGGAAUCUGUCUCAUGUGUGGAAGAACAGCAUUUUUGCCAAUAUUAAUGUAGAUUUCAUCCAGAAGAGUGUCACAAGAUGGAUGCGUAUGAUUUAUAUGCUAGAUAAAGGUUUACCAAAAAAUUCUAUGGUAAAAACUCUUAAGCAAUCAGUAAUGGAUUUUAAACAAGGCUUGCCUACUAUCGUCGCCUUGGUAAAUCCUUGUCUUAAAAUUCGGCAUUGGGAGGCGAUACAGGUGAUUAUCGGGCAGGCGCUUACUUUGGAUAGACAGAGCACGGUAAAGCAAUUUCUGGAGCUUGAGUUGUAUCGCUACGAAGAAAAAAUCAUUGAAAUAUCAGCAAUAGCAACGAAUGAAGCUGCUCUGGAAAAAAUGCUGUUUAAGAUUAUUGAGCUGUGGAGCAAUACUCCCUUACGUUUGACUCCCCAUCAGACAGAUGCUUUCACGAUCCUUAUUCUUUCAUCCAUAGAUGAUAUAUUAGCUCAGUUAGAGGAGUCUCAAGUUAUAAUUGCAACAAUUAAAGGAUCUCCCUAUCUCGGGGCAAUGAAGUCUCUUGCAGAUGACUGGGACCAGAAAUUGGAACUUUUCUCUCACACUUUGGAUGAGUGGAUGACAUGUCAAAGAAACUGGCUUUAUCUUGAACCCAUUUUUCUUGCUCCUGAAAUACGAAGGCAGCUUUCAGCAGAAGCAAAGCUUUUUGCUGACGUGACUUCUAUAUGGAAAGAUAUAACGUCAAGAGUAGACAAUAAACCUGAGGCUCUGAAAAUAGUCAUAUCAGUAGGAAUCCUUGAAAUGUUGCAAGCAACCAGUGUGUAUCUUGAAAAAAUAAAGAGAAGUCUUGAGGAAUAUCUUGAAGUGAAGAGAAUGAUUUUCCCAAGAUUUUACUUUCUUAGCAAUGCUGAACUCAUUGACAUUCUGGCUGAAAGCAAAAAUCCCGAGGCUAUCCAGCCUCAUCUUAUGAAAUGUUUUGAGAACAUAAGACAGUUGUUUAUAUGGAAAAAAGAAAUAGGCCCUCCUCUGGUCACGUCACUUAUAUCAGCUGAAGGCGAAACACUUCUUCUGCCAAAGAAAGUUCAUGUAAGAACUGCUGUAGAACAAUGGCUGGUAAAUGUGGAGAAGAACAUGUUUGAUAUGGUAAAGAUGUUUAUAAACAAAGGAAUUAAUGAAUGGGACCAGGAAAAUUUUAGAGAAUGGAUACAGACUCAUCCAGGACAAGUGGUGCUUGUUGUGAGCCAAAUAAUGUUUAAUAUGAACUGCACUGAAAGUUUUAAGAGUUCUGAGCCAGCCUUGACAUUGAAAGAAGUCCUUGAGAAACUGAUAGGCUUCCUAGGACAACUUGCAGACCUAGUGGUGUGUGACACUCUUCAUUUUCGAAUAAAAAUUACCCUAGAGGCAUUGCUUACCAUUUAUGUUCACUGCAGAGAUGUAUUGACAGAUUUGCUAAACCAAAAUAUCUUUGAAGAAGAUAAUUUUGAAUGGACAAGGCAACUUCGUUAUAAAUGGGAUGACAGCCUGAAGACAUGCUUUGUAUUUCAAGGACAUGCAACUUUUACCUAUGGCUUUGAGUACUUGGGCUGCACCUCCAGGUUGGUUAUUACACCUCUCACAGACCGAUGCAGGUUAACCCUCACUAGUGCACUCCACUUGAAUCUUGGAGGCUGUCCUGCUGGUCCAGCAGGCACAGGGAAAACAGAGACUGUCAAAGACCUGGCAAAAGCCUUGGGCAAACAUUGUGUGGUCUUCAAUUGUUUUGAAGAUUUGGAUUAUAAGAUGAUAGGAAAAUUCUUCUUUGGAAUAGUUCAAUCUGGAGCAUGGUGUUGCUUUGAUGAGUUCAAUCGAAUUGAUAUGGAAGUACUUUCCGUGAUUGCCUCACAGAUGCAAACAAUUAAGGCAGCCAAAGAUAAUCAUUCUCACCGGUUUUUACUAGAAGGAAAAGAUAUCCGAAUCAACCUGUCCUGUGCAGUCUUUGUCACCUUGAAUCCUGGAUAUAAAGGACGUGUGGAACUCCCAGAUAACUUAAAAUCUCUGUUUCGGCCAGUGGUGAUGAUGGUACCCCACUAUCAAUUGAUUGCUGAAAUAAUGCUGUUUGCAGCAGGUUUCAAAUCUGCAAAACCACUGUCAGCCAAACUCAUUAACCUUUAUGAACUAGCUAUCAAGCAACUUUCAUACCAGGAUCAUUAUGACUUUGGCAUGAGAGCAAUAAAGACAGUGCUAAUCAUGGCUGAUCGAAAGAAAAGGGAGUACAGAAUGAACACCAAUGAAGAGCUUUCUGAAGAUGAAGAAGUUCUGGUCAUUAUAUGGGCAGUGAGAGAAGCUAGUUUACCCAAGUUUCUUCCUGAAGAUGUUCCACUUUUUGAAAGCAUUCUGGGAGAUAUCUUCCCCAAAGUUACAGUUCCAGAUGUGAAGCAGCCUAACUUGGAGAAAGCAAUAGACAUGGCAACCCAACAACUGGGCUUACAGCCUUGGCCAUCUCAGAAAAAGAAGGUUAUAGAGUUUUAUAAUCAAGUCCAGGCUUGUAUUGGUGUGAUGUUAGUAGGCCCCACAGGAGGAGGGAAGACUACAAUAAGAAAAAUUUUAGAAAAAGCUUUAAUUGUUUUACCAACUUUAAGCACAUCUAGACCUGCAAAACAGGAAGGGACUCCACAGGUCACAGGAAAAAGAGGGAAAAUAGAGAUUUUCACUUUAAAUCCAAAGUGCAUUACUCUUGGUGAACUCUAUGGCCAAAUGGAUCUGAACAGUAUGGAAUGGUCUGAUGGAUUAUUGUCAUCAUCAGUGAGAAAAUUUGUACAUUAUGGCACUAAAAAGAAAACAAAGAAGGAUAUAGAGACUGAAGCAAAUUUACACAUUUCAGAUUUCUCUGGUAUUUUCAUGCUUGAUCCUAAUAAAAGAGAAGAGUUUACUCAAGAUGAAGAUGAGGAUGAGGAUGAAACAGAGAAAGAUGAAAACCAGAGUAUGACAAUUACAGAUUGGCAGUGGAUAGUGUUUGAUGGUCCAGUUGACACCAUAUGGAUAGAAAACCUAAACACUGUGCUAGAUGACAGCAAAACUUUGUGCCUUGCUAACAGUGAGAGAAUCAUUUUAACUGAUAGCAUAAGGAUGAUUUUUGAAGUGGAUAAUCUCUCUCAGGCCAGCCCGGCUACUAUCACUCGAUGUGCAAUGGUCUAUGUGGAUCCUGCUGAUCUAGGAUGGGAGCCAUAUGUUAAGACAUGGCUUGUAAAAGUUUCAAACCUUCUCCCACAGCAUGGCGUAGAAAAUCUUGAACGAAUGUUUAAAAAAAGUGUGGAAGAAGGUCUACACUUUUUAAGGACGCAUAAUAGUACACAGCCUUUUUCUGUACAUGAGAUACCAAUUUUAAUAAAUCUCUGCAGAAUUCUCGAUGCUUAUUUUAGUUUCAUGGAAAGCAACGGAAUUUUUGGGAAAUCAUCCCUGGGGGAAGGGGUGCCUCUCCCCCAGUGCAGGAUAAGAGAAGGCCUCCCCACUAUUCUGCCCUUGGGCACUGCAGGCAGUUAUGGUCUUAUGCCAAGAAACAAGGUAGGGGAUGGUCUCUUAACUGGAAACAUAGAGAAAGCUAAAGCAUAUGGGGAGGGAGCGGGGUGGGAGAAGCAAAACUCUCACCAAAAGGAAAGAAAGAAGAAGCCAAAGUGGUUUCUUCAGAGAAAUCCUGAAAAAUUAUGCUUAAUGCUUGAUAAGAUUUUUGUGUUUGCAUUUACUUGGUCCUUUGGAGGAACUUUAAAACGUGAAGAUGAACAUGAAGAUGAUGUCCUGUUUGGCUCAGAGCAUGGAUUUGCAGCUCUCCGGAAAACAACUUAUGACUUUGACAACCUCAUUCAUGAAUUGUUUGAAGGAGAUCCACCAUACGGCAUCCGCUUGCCAGGAGGAGAUCGUUCUAUCUUUGGUUAUUUUGUGGACUUACAGAAUUGUGAUUUCAUACCUUGGUCAAACUUAAUUCCUACUUCAGAUUGUUUAACUGAAAGAAAUUUAUACUGCUCUGGUUCUCGAACAUCCCUGGAUAAUAUAAUCAAAUAUAAUGAAAAUAUAGAGUUUAAUCAUCAUUUUGCUACUAGAGAUACAAUAUCUUUCUCCUUUUUGAUGAGUCUUUUUAUAAAGAACAAAUAUCCUAUACUAAUUGCAGGAGAGACUGGUGUUGGGAAGACUGCUGUCAUUAACCAAAUGCUUAAGAGACUUCAGGGCCCAGGGGGAUUACAGAUAAAACUUGGAUCUAUUUUAGGAGAUGUUUUUUUGUAUAAAAGAAUGAAAAAAUCAAGGUUGUAUAUGUUAAACUCUAACCUUGCAUCUCCAAUUCAAUCUUCCUUUGGACAAAACUAUCAUUGGUCUGAAAAGCAAGAAAGUGAAGAAAUUCAAACCACACUGGCAAAAACCAUUAUUGUGUCCACAAUAAAAUUUAGCGCCAAUACAACUGCUGGCAAAACUCAGGAGUUGAUUCUUAAGAAAUUAAUACGAAAAAGUAAAGACAUUCAUGGAGCUCCAAAACACAGCCGGGUGAUAAUAUUUAUUGAUGAUCUGAAUUCACCAGUGCCAGAGGAGUAUGGGGCACAACCACCCCUGGAAUUGGUCAGACAAUUAUUAGAUUUAGAAGGGUUUUAUAAUACCGAACAACUUGCAUGGAAGAAUAUUCAAGAUAUCUCUCUGGUUGCAGCUUGUGGCAUUCCACUUGGUGGAAAAAGUGAUAUCAGUCCGCGUCUUCUCAAACAUUUUUUCAUACUGGUAAUGCCUCAUCCUCCACAACAUGCCUUAUUCACUAUUCUUCAGGCUCAUCUGGGAAUACACUUACACAACAAUUCCUUCCUCUCUGAUGUUCAGAAGUGCAGGCAGCAAUUGGCAGCACUUUCCCUCUCUGUCUACUAUCACAUAUGUCACAAUCUGUUACCAACCCCAGCUAAGUGUCACUACAUGUUUAGUCUUCGAGAUCUAUUUAAGCUACUCCGUGGAUUAUUACAAGCUAACAAGUCAGUUGUUGUGUCUAAAGAAACUGCUGCUCUAUUCUUUGUACAUGAAGCAACCCGUGUAUUUCAUGAUCGCUUAGUUGAUGCUGAGGAAAGAGAAUAUUUUUUCCAGCUUCUUUCAAGUGAACUAGACCUUUAUUUUGAGAUUUUAUGGCCCACAGACAAAAUAAUGAAUGAUUUACCUUUGUAUGUGGAUUUUUUGGAUAUAAACAAACCUCAUAAGAGAAGGAUCUAUCAGAACUGUAAUAACCAGAAAAAACUUGCAGAUAUACUUUCUGAAUUCCAGCUAUCAUUGGGCUCAACUGGUUUUGAGCUUUCAAAUUCAAUGGUGUUCUUCAAGGAAGCCACGGAACAUGUUUGCAGAGCUGCAAGAGUCCUUCGACAGCCAGGGUGCCACAUGAUCCUGAUUGGAAUAGAAGGAUGUGGAAAAGAAACAUGUGCCACCCUUGCCUGUUAUUUGGGAGACUGCAAACUCUACAGAUUAUCCACAGCUCGUACUUAUGGCCACCUGGAAUUCAGAGAAGACUUAAAACAAGUCUUUCUACAGACAGGACUAGAAGGAAAACCCACUGUUUUGCUUAUUCUUGAUACAAAUCUAACUCAGGAGUCUGUUUUAGAAGAUUUGAACUCCAUUCUCAAUUCAGGAGUUCUGCCUGAUGUAUUUGAAAAUGAAGAGUUGGAUAAUAUAGCAGCAGGUCUCAAAAAUCUUGAUGAAGAAGCCAGUUGUGGUGAUAGCCGACAAGCUCUGCUUCUGUUCUUCCAAAAGAGAAUUGCAAGAAAUCUUCAUAUUUUUAUGACUGUAAGUCCCGCAGGGCCCAAUUUCCGCCGAAAUUGUCGAGCAUACCCGGCCUUGAUUACUUGCAGCACAGUCGAUUGGUACGAGAAAUGGCCAGAAGAAGCUCUUUUUACUGUAGCAGUGACUCAUUUAAAGCAAAAACAUGUCCUGGACACCAAAGAGGAUUUAAUACCUACACUCGCCCAAACAUGUGUUCAGUUCCACCGUAGAAUUGCUGAUAUUAAUAUCAAAUUUUGGGAGGAAACUAAAAGACAUUAUUAUAUCACUCCAAGUAGCUAUCUGCACUUCAUAGAUACCUUUACACACAUCUUGAAAUCAAGGGAAAGGAAAAUGAUGAUCAAAAGGGAACGUUUAAAUAACGGCCUCUCAAAGAUUCUGGAAGCAUCAACACUAGUUUCGAAAAUGCAUGAAGAGCUUCUCAUCCUCGGUUCUCAAAUAGAACAAAAAACUAAGGAAACAGAGAUUCUCAUGGAAAAAUUACAGAAAGAUUCACAAAUUGUGCAGCAAGUACAGAUCCUUGUAAAAGGGGAUGAAGAACUGAUGGUUAAGGAAAUGCAAAUUGUAGAAGAGUAUUCUGAGAAAACACAAGAAGAGCUAAGUAAUGUGAUACCAGCUUUUGAAGAGGCAAUUACAGCUCUGAAUGCCCUAGAUAAAACUGACAUAUCUGAAUUAAGAGUGUAUACACAUCCGCCCCAUCUGGUCCUGACGAUCAUGAAUGCGGUCUGUGUCCUUCUGGAAAAGACACCUAACUGGGCAACUGCAAAACUACUCCUUGCAGAUCCUGGAUUCCUCAAAAAAUUGACUAACCUGGACAAGGACAGUAUACCUGAAAAGGCAUUUGUAAGACUGAAAAGAUAUUUAAAUUUACCUGAUUUCAACCCAACAAAGAUUUCUCAAGUGUCUGUUGCCUGUUGCUCCAUGUGCCAGUGGGUAAUAGCUUUAAAUAACUACCAUGAAGUACGGAAGAUGUUGCAACCAAAACAACGCCAAGUGGCUGAGGCUGAAAAAAUACUCCAACUUGGUCGGGAAAAGCUGGCAGAAAAACAAAAGGGUUUAGAAUUGAUCGAAGAACAUCUGCAAUCUUUACAACUUGCCUACAAUGGCAGUGUUGCUGAAAAAGAAUUCUUAGCAGAUCGGAGACAGCUGACAACUAAACGCUUACAUAGUGCCUCCAUUUUACUAACAGCUCUGGAAGAUGAGGGGAGUCGAUGGGAAGAAACAGUAAACUUACUAGACCAACGGUUAGAAGGAAUUGUGGGUGAUAUACUUAUUUCAGCAGCAUGCAUCGUCUACUUUGGAGUGUUCCCAACUGAGUACCGCAAAUUAAUUGUAAAUGAAUGGGAAAAGAUCUGUACUGAAAAUAAUAUUUCUAAAUCUGCCAACUUUUCCUUAAUUGACGUCAUGGGGAACCAGCAUGAGAUGCGCCAGUGGCAUAAUCAAGGUUUGCCCCUUGGUCAGUAUUCAACAGAAAAUGCCAUUUUGGUUAAGAAUGGACUAAUGUGGCCUCUGCUAAUUGAUCCGCAUAAACAAGCCUACAAUUGGCUACGUCAGAUGGAAGGUGGCCGACUGCAGGAGCUUAAUAUUGGUGAAACUAAUUAUGUUACAGUAAUUGAAAAUGCCAUGAAAACUGGAGGAUGUGUUCUUUUAAAGAAUCUUCCUGAAACAUUAGAUCCAAGUUUAAAAUCGAUCUUAAAAAGGGACAUCUAUCAGAAAAGAGGACAACCUUUUGUCAAGAUUGACGAAAACGGGGUUGAAUACAACAACAACUUUAGGUUAUAUGUAACAACAGAACUAGGCAACCCACACUUUCUUCCACCAGUUUAUAAUUAUGUUACCAUGAUCAACUUCACGGUGACAUUCCAAGGUUUGCAGGACCAGCUUUUAUCCACCGUCGUGGUUCAUGAAGUCCCUCAGCUAGAGGAUCAACGCUACGAGUUGAUAGAGAAUAUUUCUGCUGACCUUUUAACCCUCCGGGAACUAGAGGAAAAAUCAUUGAGUUUAUUGCAGAAAUCACAAGGAUGUAUAUUAGAUGAUGAAGCCAUUAUAGAUAAUUUAAAAAAAUCCAAACUGACAUCCACCGAAGUUUCAGAACGCAUCAAGGCAGCAGAAAAAACUGAAAGUGAAUUUCAGAUGACCCGCAAAAACUAUCUUCCCAUUGCAACGCGAGGUGCCUUGCUAUAUUUUUUAGUAGCAGAUCUGGCACAGAUCAACUAUAUGUACCAAUUUUCUCUAGACUGGUUCCGGGAGAUGUUUGUGAUGUCUGUAACCUACAAAUCUGAUGAUGUUGAAGAAACAGCUCAGUUUGCUUCAGUUUUAAGAAACGUGCAAGUAUUUGAGAAACUGCGGAAGUACCAAGACAAUAAGCCUGACCCUCUGAAGGACAGAGAUGGCUUUAAUAAUUAUAUUGCAGAUUUAGUCGAGGUAUUAACAGAAAGCAUUUAUAAGGUCGUUUCCUCAGCACUGUUUAAUGAAAACAAACUUUGCUUCUCCUUCCGGCUUUGCACCUUAAUCUUGCAAAAUAAUUGUGAUGGAUCUCAAAUCCUAAAUAGUACAGAAUGUUUGCCCGAGGAAGAAUGGAACAUCUUCUUAUACUCUAGCCUACUAAUAAAUAUUGAGGAGAAAUUACCCCAGAUUAAAAAUGAAGAUUUAUAUGAACUCAGAAAAGCCGAGCAUCUUUUCUGGCUUUCUGAAUGCAGGUGGAAAGAGUGCCAGUUCAUCAGCCAUCACUUACAACCAUUUUCUCUUUUAUGUCAAUCUCUUUUAUCAAAUAAAUCACAAUGGGAUGACUUUAGGAGCUAUAAACGUACAUAUUUUCUAAUGAGCAAACCUUACACUUCUCCAAAAAAUCUUAAUCCAGAAAAUGAUUUAGAAGAACCAGAGUCUUGUGAAAUAAUCUUCCCCUGGGAGAAACUCACUUCAUUUCAAAGACUUAUAAUGAUAAAAAUCCUUAAGCCAGAAUCUUUAAAUAAUUCCGUGCAAAAAUUUGUUACUGAAAAAUUGGGAAGUAAUUAUCUUAAUACAGCUGGAAUUAAUUUAAAGGAAGUGUUUAGAGAAUCUAAUGCCAGAAUUCCACUAAUAUUCAUCCAUUCUCAUGGAUUAGAUCCCACAACUCUCCUGCUGAGAUUUGCACAGGAGAUGAAAGGAAAUACAGAUGAUGUGACCAUGAUUUCUUUGGGACGUGGCCAGGGAAGUAAAGCUGAAGAAAUAAUAUACAAGGCAAAAAUAAAGAAAGGCCAAUGGGUCUUCCUCCAGAACUGCCAUCUUGCUGCAUCUUUUAUGCCAAGACUUUGUGCAAUUGUUGAGACAUUUAAUUAUUCAAAACUAGACCCCGACUUUAGACUAUGGUUAAGCUCAAAACCGGACAGUUCCUUCCCCAUAGCGAUUCUGCAGAAGAGUUUGAAGAUGACAGUAGAAUCUCCCCAGGGUGUGAAAGCAAAUCUCCUUCAGUCAUUUGGGUACCAUGGCAGUGGAGAGAUAACAGAAGAAAUCUAUGAGAACACUGAAUGUGGACCAUCAUGGAAAAAACUUUUAUUCAGCAUCUCUUUCUUCAAUGCUGUAGUCAAUGAAAGAAGAAAGUAUGGAACAUUAGGCUGGAAUAUUCCUUAUGAAUUUAGUACUUCAGACUUGGAGGUCACCAUCAAAAUGUUAGCGAUUCUCCUGGCCGAAAAGUCAGAAAUUCCUUGGGAAGCAAUACAUUACUUGACAGGAGAAAUAAUUUAUGGAGGCCGAGUGACAGAUUGCUGGGAUAGGCUCUGCUUACUAUCUCUCCUAAAGAAUUUUUGUAAUCCUGACGUGCUGAAGAAGGACUUCAGUUUUACUGAUGAUGGGAUGUAUGCAAUGCUACCUGACUGUGCAAACCUAACUCAAUGUAGGAAGUACAUAGAAUCCCUCCCGGAUUUUGAACUGUCCGAGGUCCUUGGAAUGCACCAACAGACUUCAAGGAUUUAUCAGGAAUCCCAGGCCCAAGAGCUUAUUAACACUAUCAUUGCUAUGCAACCAAGAAUUGCUAUUGCCAACAUAAUCAUUGGGAGUGGAAAGAGCCAAGGUGAACUGGUGCUGGAACUCUCAUCUGAAAUGAUCAAGCGAUUGCCUCUGACUGUAGAGAAGGAUCCAAUGUCCAAAGACAUCUUUCCAACUACACUAUUAACCAUUAUCUCAAGUUCCAUUUGGGUUAGACUUAAUAGAAAUGUCAAAGAUUAUGAUCCCCUCCUCCAUUCUGCCUUGUUAACAUUCCUUUGUCAAGAAAUUGGUCGAUUUGAUAAAUUACUAUCCCUAAUCCACCAGUCACUGAAAGAACUCCAGGGAGCUGUCAGAGGUGAAACCACCAUCAACCAGAAACUGGAAGAGAUCUAUGAUUGUCUCAUUAAUAACAAAGUACCUGACUUAUGGCAGCGAGCUUCUUAUGAUACUGGAAAGGUGUUGUCUGACUGGAUCACCUUUCUUCUGCAACGACUGGCAUUCAUCGACAGCUGGGCAAAACUGGCCUACGACGCUAUAUAUUUUCGAUAUACCAAAAUGACUACAACUUGGAAGCAUUACUUUCCAAGUCAAACAAAAAAAUAUGAAGAGAAAGAUAAUGAAAAAGAGGCAGAUCCUGCUAACUCCUUUCCCACCCGAUUCUGGCUUCCAACUUUCUUCUUCCCACAAGGUUUCUUUACGGCUGUGCUGCAGAAUUAUGCAAGAUCCAAAAAAAUCUCUGUAAACUCUGUUAGUUUUAGUCAUCAUGUAAUCAGUGACCCCCAGAAUGAAACACUCUCUAGAAGUCUCCCAUUUAGAGAGUACAUGCUGAAGAAAGCAUUUAAGGACAUUAAACGUGACAACGUUGGAGUUAUCAUUUUUGGUUUAUAUAUGGAAGGAGCAAAAUGGAACCUAGAAGAAAAAUAUUUGGAUGACCCGCUGCCUCGAGAGAGAUAUUCUGAUUUUCCAGAAAUACAUUUUUUGCCUCAAAAGAUUUCCACUCCAAUGGGUAGUCUCAAGGACGUCUUCAUAAAACAGAAGCUUUAUGAAUGUCCAGUUUACCGGACCCCUCGGAGGACAGAAUCUGUGGCCUCUCCUAGCAUAUUUACCAACUUCAUAACGUCAGUGCUUUUGCAAACACAGAAGCCUCCCCCUCACUGGAUUACAAGACGGGUGGUAUUGCUAUGUGAACUCAAUGAAUGA
Vombatus ursinus (common wombat) is the source of this 13926-nucleotide messenger RNA. RefSeq names its product dynein heavy chain 14, axonemal-like. Gene Ontology annotation, molecular function: minus-end-directed microtubule motor activity; ATP binding; dynein intermediate chain binding. NCBI's taxonomy places the organism in Eukaryota, Metazoa, Chordata, Mammalia, Diprotodontia, Vombatidae. The coding region runs from base 1 to 13926 and encodes 4641 amino acids. Gene Ontology annotation, biological process: microtubule-based movement. The transcript has 86 exons. The record is from RefSeq and is a predicted model, not a curated record. Gene Ontology annotation, cellular component: dynein complex.